This is a messenger RNA of Verruconis gallopava, 1708 nucleotides long. RefSeq lists its product as uncharacterized. The coding region runs from base 1167 to 1622 and encodes 151 amino acids. The record is from RefSeq and is a predicted model, not a curated record. NCBI's taxonomy places the organism in Eukaryota, Fungi, Ascomycota, Dothideomycetes, Venturiales, Sympoventuriaceae. The transcript has 2 exons.
CCUGGAUUCUUUAUUCCUGCCAAUAAAGCCCGCAUGACUUUCAACCUCACGUCCAGCCCCGCGAGGGCAACACCAUGUCUGCUGCAUGCAAAUCCAAUCUUGAUCCGUAUGGGCCUUCUAACUAAUUAUAAGAUGAAUAAUUUUUUAUAUAUCUAGUAUCUGAGCAUUCCUAGCGCAGAGCCUUAGGUACUCAUGGACGGACGAAAAAUCAUGCGGCACUUCAACACGUUGUGACACCCAGCGACCACUUAAGAGAUCUUGCAAUACGCUGAAACACUCCACAGAACCUCGGUGUCCGCCUAUUACAUAAGUAACAGCGUUGAACGUGCUGGUCGAAAUUGCUCAUAAUGAAAAGCUCGACGUUGUUUGGUGGACGCGAUAUAGAUGAAACCACUGUAGGGUAGAAGGAAACUUGAGGAUGGUAAUGCAUCGUUUGUCUCUUUGUUGAUUGUGUUUGAUACGAGCUAGCUAAUAAGCAGGAAAAUGGCCGUUCCUUAAAUCCACGAGCGGCACAGCACUGCCCUUGCAAGAAAACCAGAUUUAGCUUUCACGCUAUAGGAACGUGCGUGACUAUCAGCCUCCUACUGACCACAAUUAUCCUACAGAAACAACGAAUAGCGGAACGAACUUGCCAGCCUUUCGACAGUAGGGGCAUUGGAGCCGGCGCUGUUUUCCCUCCUCCACUUCCUCACGCGCAACACUGUCCUCCAGCACCCAUUUGUCCGCCAGUUUUUUUGUGCAUCUACAUAAAACAGACCAUGUCCACACGGCUCUAUGAAGGCCCAUUCUCCAGCCUUGUGUAUAGGUCCCCGACGAUAGCAUAUCGCACAAUCGUGUCCGUCGAUGCCGAGCAGUGUUUCGGAAGCCAAAUCUUGCUUCUUGCUCACCUGACUAAGCAAUUUCUCAGCGCUUUUGGCCGUACGCUGGAAAGGUGUCAGUACUUUGUUGAGCUGUCCGAGCUCAGCGGCGAUACGACCCAACUGCUCAUUUUGGUGGCCGCGCAUGCUCCCAAACUCAGUGACGCUGUCUUUCAAUCCAAGUCUGGUCAAGUACAUGCUGUGCCACGUGGGUUCAGUUCUCAGUACACCUCGCGCUUUCCUUCGGGCGGUUAGCAUUAGAUUCUAUGCAGAAGUGGUAAAACUGGGCGUACGCUUCUUGGGUGGACCAUGACUAGCCGGUCUCUCGCUGAUGGGAUCAGCGAUCGAGAGUCACUUCCGGCCAGCUCGUACAGCAGCAGAGCGGCCAGUUGUGCGCUCAUCUGCUCCGCCUUCGCCACCUUCGCCGAUGAAUGCUACAGUGCGACCACAGGCAGGUGCUGCAGAAGAAGGGCCGGCGAUACUCUCAUCUUCCUCUUGAUCAUCAACAAGAUUAACGACUUCUGUAGGAACAACGCUCAAAGCGCGUAUCGCAGCAGAGCCGACGGAUUGCCUGCCUCCCCCGCCGUGGCCAUUCUCCGUAGAGCUCUCAUUUCCUAUGCGGCCAGCGGACUCCCUGAAAGCUUCUUGAUCAGAACCAGUAGCACCGCUACCGCCACGCACACGACUGAGGUCGUAGAAUACAGAGUGGCUUGGUCUGAAUGCUGCAUCAGGAUCCGAUCGACUACUUCGUCUAGUUGUGUCUAGUUGUGUUCGUUGGCAUCGUGAAGUGAGGUACAAGCGGUGCUGAGCAGGCUGGUGAUGAGAUGAACCGAGCGAGGGGGGGGGGGAGG